Molecule: messenger RNA, 1365 nt
Organism: Polychytrium aggregatum
Lineage: Eukaryota; Fungi; Chytridiomycota; Chytridiomycetes; Polychytriales
Exons: 2
Coding region: 112-1284 (390 amino acids)
Source: RefSeq, a predicted model, not a curated record
GCCUCCAUAUCCUCUCGCUCACCGCCCUGUCUGCUGGCAUCGCUCGUCCGCUUGGUCCAUCCAUCCAUCCAGCUCAGUCCCCUUCCCCAGCACAACCCUCUACGCCGGUUCAUGAGCACCUUGCAGACACUAGUCUACCCGCGCCUGCAAGUGCUUCUGGCCAAGCUCAGGGCAAGGGCAAGCCACCAUGACCGCAAAGUCCUGGCAUCCUUUGCCGAGCAGCUUCAGACCCUUGCCGACUCUCCCCAGCCCAACAUCCAUGCCCUCUAUGGUUUGGCACUGGUACCAAAGCCCGACUCUGACGAGCUUGUUGACCUCCAUGCCCGUUUAUCGCUGACGUCCUUCCUCUGGGGCUCUGUCGAUAAACCCGACCGAGCAUCGGUCAAGAUCAUCUUGGACCAGACCGUCAACCACAUGGAGUAUCGCCGUCAGAAUACAGCAUCCGACGGCCUCUCCCUGCACGUCGACCACGACAGCAUCAUCUGGCAUCUUCGGACCCUCAAUGCGGCCAUGGCCGUCGACAAAUCGGCGAUCGACUUUGCCGUCCUUUCCAAGCUCAAGGCAUAUACGGACGAAGGCUCCUCGCUGCUCUGGGGCGUCGAUCAGGUCAUCGAGUCGAUCGAAGCCGCCCUUACAUCUCCCUUCCGACGCAUCCUGGAGAGUUGCAUCCAAAUAAUGGACAAUAUCCUUCCCGAUGAAGAUGCAGACACAACAGGUGACGGAUUCGGAUCGGCGCUCUCAUCGCCACCGUCGUCUCCGCUGGACCUGCGCAGUGAUAACUCGCAGAGCGCAUCCACUUCGAGCCCCGAGUGGGCUCUUGUCAAGUCUGGAGGAGAGAUCCCGCUGGAUGCCGAGUCGGUCGGGCGCGACAUCAACGACCAGCCCCUCUUCGCUGCCCGGGUCGAUUACAAGAGCGGCAAGCACAUUGGAAAGGCCGGGCGACACUUCCCGGGCAUAUACAUCUCCUACGCCGGCUCCGAGAUCCAGCUUGGCGGUCCGUUCGAGGUCCUGGUGCACCUGGGCAACACCCAUUGGGAAGAGAUCAAGAAGGGCUCCCAUAUCCCAAAGAACGCUGUCGUUGGCGGAUUCGAAAGUGACGGCCAGCGCCUGUACAUAGGCCGAGCAGUUGCCAGCUCAAGCAAAGGCUUCUUAAUAAGCACACGGAUCGAAAGCUUGGUGCCCGGCAAGGUCGGCAGCCACCUUGGUGGCAUUAAUCUGCCGUUUGAUACCAAGGAGCUCGCGCUUGGCGACUAUGAAAUCCUCGUUACCAACGAUGCUGCAUAGCCUCGUUUGGUCUGGUUUGUCGGUGCUCUGCUGUCGGCGCUCUGCUGAAUAUAUGUCUUCUCGCAUGGCUCUUUGAUGGAA